This is a messenger RNA of Calliphora vicina (urban bluebottle blowfly), 766 nucleotides long. Its product is annotated as high affinity cAMP-specific and IBMX-insensitive 3',5'-cyclic phosphodiesterase 8-like. The transcript has 2 exons. Lineage: Eukaryota; Metazoa; Arthropoda; Insecta; Diptera; Calliphoridae. The record is from RefSeq and is a predicted model, not a curated record. The coding region runs from base 389 to 766 and encodes 125 amino acids.
UGUAUAGAAUACUAAGAUGUAUAAAUGAUGGUGAGAUGGUGCCAACGUGAAAGCAUAUUUAUGGCUCACAAGAAUUAAACAGUCUGCUCCUCAAGAAGGAAAUGUGAUUACAUAUCAUUUUUUUUUAAAUGGAUCACAUAUAUACUAGCACUUACACUUAAACAUAAGAGAAAAGGAUGCGUACAGGAACAAUUUUAAGGUCAUCAUAAUUCAUGGUCAAUACAAUAAGGUUUCAUCCAUGUCAGAAAGUUUACAAAAGAACGAGAAAUUCAAAAUAAAUUUCAAUUAUUAGAAUAUAAUACAAUAAAGCACAAUUGCAACAAAAAGACUAAAUUAUCCGAGUAGUAGUGGGCAUUAGAAAAGUUAUCACAGAAAAUUUUUACUAAAAAUGGGUUGUUCUCCAAGUUCAAUGGCGAGAAGUUCGGCACCUGAUUCUGGCGAGACAACUGCUGCAGCUGGUACUGUGGCUACAACAAAUGAAAAAGAUGGAAAUUUAUUUUUUUGCAUAAAAUUGCGUAGGUCACGUUUACGACGGUGCAGUCAACAAAAUGGUGCAGAAGGUAGUGGUGGAAGUGGUACUGGAAGCGGUAGCGCAGUUGUGAAUGGGGAUGAUAUGUGCAAUCAGGCAUUGCUAAGUCCCCUUCAAAUAAAAGGUGAAGCAGAUUAUGAAAAGAUGAGUUGCGGAAAAAAGGAUUCUAUUGUAACAGUUGCUGCGCUGGGAAAUUUUACACACACGGUAGUGCGACGUGCAACGGGAAGUAAGUAA